Molecule: messenger RNA, 2348 nt
Organism: Quercus robur (English oak)
Lineage: Eukaryota; Viridiplantae; Streptophyta; Magnoliopsida; Fagales; Fagaceae
Product: carbon catabolite repressor protein 4 homolog 1-like
Exons: 11
Coding region: 323-2119 (598 amino acids)
Biological process (GO): nuclear-transcribed mRNA poly(A) tail shortening
Cellular component (GO): cytoplasm; nucleus; CCR4-NOT complex
Molecular function (GO): poly(A)-specific ribonuclease activity
Source: RefSeq, a predicted model, not a curated record
CCAAGGGUAUUUAAUUACAGACACCGCUAAAUUCUGCUCCUAUUUUCAGUAGCCUUCAUACAGAAGUUAGUUCACUCACUUACCACUUUGCAAAAGCAAAAAGCCCUUUCCCUCUUUCAAACUCUCUCAAAACGAAACGCCUUUUUUAACACAAACCCAAAAACUCCUCUGCCUUCUUCCUUCAAAACCUUCAAACCCAUUUGCCAAGAAACCAUCUAAUCCUCCCUCUCCCACUCUUUCUCUUGCCAAAGUAGUAGUAAUCACUAACAAAGCUUGUUAGUUAGCUUGAAUUAUUUGGCGCUCAAAGUCAAAAUAAAAAAAAAUGGCUCUCGAAGAGGACCAAGACUCCAACACUUUGCAAUGGGAAGUGUCAGUGACAUUGUCGUCCAACAAACCCGUCAUCGGCUCCGAAAUCUUUACCACUGAAACCAAACUUGUCAAUUCAUAUCAUACAAUUGGCUCUCUCCCACCGCCACCACAUUCUUUCGUUUACACCUGGUAUCGACAUAGCAUUCCUUGUUCUGUACACCGUCAUAAAUUGGCUACUGUUCAGUGCAGCUCUUGUGCAAAAUUGAAUGCAUCAGUUGAGAAAAGCUACCAUUGCUCUUCAAAGUGCUUCUCGGAUGCAUGGAAUAAACAUAAGAAAUAUCAUCAUUGGGCAGCUAAUGCUGCUAGAAAUAAUUCAACCGGCAAUCAGCAAGAUGUUAAGAAACUCAGGAGUUCUGGCUCUUGGCCAAACUUAAUUGAUGGCUCAGUACUUGAUGAGAAUUCAGUAAUGGUGGAAGAAGAUAACUUAUGGAUUAAGGUGGGCUCCUCGAAUACUUAUGUACCCACACUGUAUGAUUGUGAUUUUAGAUUGAGGCUCCAUUCUGCAGCUGUAGACUCUUCACUGGGUACUCGUUUGUCUCUAGAUAAUAUUGUAGUGACUGAUCCUGUGAUUAAACCUUCUCAUCCUCCUCGAAAAAUGAUCCAUCUGCAGAACACUUUGAACUUGAAUCUUAAAGCCCAAUCUUCUAAUGAUGUAGUUUUUAGUGUGCUGUCCUAUAAUAUCCUUGCUGAUUCGUUGUCAAUUAAUGCUCUCGGUUACUGCCCAAAAUGGGCUCUUGCAUGGGAAUACCGUCAAGAGAAUUUGCUCAAAGAGAUCAUUAAAUAUGAUGCAGAUAUACUCUGUCUUCAGGAGGUACAGUGUGACCAUUUUGAAAAUUUCUUUGAGCCUGAGCUGAAAAAACUUGGAUACUCAGUUAUGUACAAGAAAAAAACUGGAGCCGGGCUUUUUACAGCCGAGUCUGAAAAAUCAACAAAUCAUGGGUGUGCAACAUUUUACCAUAGUAAGCUGUUCAAAGAAAUUAUGAAAUAUGAGCUUGAGUUUGAUAAAGAGGCAUCAUCAGUGGUUAACGCUUUGGAGCCUAAAAUCAGAUUCAAAGGCAGCCAUCGCCUUACAUCAAAGGACAAUGUUGCACUAGUUGUUGUAUUAGAAUCACUACAAAAUGGCAGUAACAGGGAUGCCUUUCAAUCUAGAAUAUGCGUGGCAAACACCCACGUACAUUGGAGUAAAGGUCAUGAAGAUGUAACAUUAUUUCAGGUUGCACACCUUGUGAACGGACUUGAGAAAAUUGCCCAAUCACAACAAAUUCCUCUAAUAAUUUGUGGGGAUUACAACUCUCGUCCUGGAAGUGAUCCUCAUAACUUUGUAGUCAAGGGCAGCGUUGAUUGUAUUUUUGAGAAGGCAAAUGAUCCAUUGGGUAUAUAUCAGUAUCUCAAACUCCAUCAUUCACUGUCCCUGGUUAGUGCAUAUUCAUCUUUCUUACAUUCAGAUGGGGUUGAGGAACAACGGAGGAAGAUGAAUAGCCAAACCAGUGAACCUGCAUUUACCUACUUCUCAGAUAAAUUCUUCGGCACCUUAGAUUACAUAUUCUACACAGAUAACAGUUUGAUUGUUGAAAGUUUGUUGGAGCUUGUUGACCGUGAAAGCAUUGAUGGUAAUGGUAUUCCAUCGCCUGCUUGGCCGUCAGACCAUAUUGCCUUGAUUGCAAGUUUCAGAUUACGGCCGCCUUCCCACCAGGGACUGAGCCCACCACCUUUUCCUCUAAACCCUUGGCACUUAGCAACACUUAACUGAAGGAAGAGUGGGAGAAGUGAAGAGUGUGAGGAGAGAGGAGCAACGGGAAGAAAUGAGAAAGGGAGAGAAGAAAAAAGAAAAAAGAAAAGAAAAAAAGAAGUUAUUUAAAUAAUCUAACCAUUGUAAACACAAAAUAAAAUAAGGACAAAAUUUAGUUACAAAAUUAGUUAUAGCUUAAGGUUACAAUCUUACUCAAUAUCUUUUUAUUAGAGGUGAAUUUUGAGAAUUC